Messenger RNA from Cyphellophora attinorum, 2328 nucleotides. Its product is annotated as putative aconitate hydratase, mitochondrial. Lineage: Eukaryota; Fungi; Ascomycota; Eurotiomycetes; Chaetothyriales; Cyphellophoraceae. Gene Ontology annotation, biological process: tricarboxylic acid cycle. The transcript has 2 exons. The record is from RefSeq and is a predicted model, not a curated record. Bases 1 to 2328 code for a protein of 775 amino acids. Gene Ontology annotation, cellular component: cytosol; mitochondrion. Gene Ontology annotation, molecular function: 4 iron, 4 sulfur cluster binding; aconitate hydratase activity.
AUGACGAGCCUCCUGCAGCGGACCGCUCCCCUACGAGCUCGAUGUCCCCUCGACCUAGGCUCCCGCUCAGCCUUACCAUCACGCCGCAACUACGCCGUCCCUGCAGCGACCCCAUCUGCACCUCGACGACGAGCCGCCGUACCACCCUACAAAAAGAUCCUCGACAAGUUCGAAGACGUGCGCUCCAUCCUCGGCACCCAAAAGCUUUCCCUCGCAGAAAAGAUCCUCUACUCACACCUCGACAACGUCGAAGACUCCCUCCUCACUAAUACCUCGAACGGCAAGAACAUCCGCGGCAAUGCCAACCUCAAACUCAAGCCCGACCGUGUCGCCAUGCAGGACGCCUCGGCGCAGAUGGCUAUCUUGCAGUUCAUGACGUGUAAUCUGCCGAGUACGGCGGUACCGGCGAGCAUACAUUGCGACCAUAUGAUUGUGGGUGAGAAGGGCGCGGAUACGGAUCUGCCGAACUCGAUAGCGGGCAAUAAGGAGGUGUUUGAUUUCUUGGAGUCGGCGGCGAAGCGGUAUGGGAUUGAGUUCUGGCCGCCGGGGGCGGGGAUUAUUCAUCAGAGCGUGCUGGAGAAUUAUAGUGCGCCGGGGUUGAUGAUGUUGGGGACUGAUAGUCAUACGCCGAAUGCUGGUGGGUUGGGUGCGAUUGCGAUCGGGGUCGGAGGCGCGGAUGCUGUUGAUGCGUUGGUGGAUGCGCCGUGGGAGUUAAAGGCGCCGAAGGUGCUUGGUGUGAGAUUGGAGGGGAAGCUGAGUGGUUGGGCGUCGCCGAAGGAUGUGAUUCUGCAUCUGGCGGGCAAGUUGACCGUAAGAGGCGGGACGGGGCUUGUCAUUGAGUAUCAUGGUCCCGGUGUAGAGACGCUGAGUGCGACUGGUAUGGCGACUAUUUGCAAUAUGGGCGCCGAAGUAGGCGCCACAACAUCAAUUUUUCCCUUCUCGAAGGGACACGUCCCGUAUCUGAACGCUACUGGUCGAACAGCGAUCAUCGAUGCUGUUCAGGGCAUUGCGUAUGGGUCAGAAAAGCACAACUUCCUCGUGGCUGAUGAAGGUACGGAGUAUGAUGAGCUAGUCACAAUCGACCUUUCAACACUGGAACCCCACAUCAAUGGUCCUUUCACGCCAGAUUUGUCGACGCCAUUGUCCAAAUUCAAGGACGCCGUCGAGAUCAACAAAUGGCCGGAUACAUUCGGCGCAGGUCUGAUCGGCUCAUGCACGAAUUCGUCGUUCGAAGACAUGACUAGAGCUGAAGAUCUGGUCAAGCAAGCCCAUGCGGCAGGACUGAAGCCAAAAUCAGAUUUCUUCAUUACGCCAGGUAGCGAGCAAGUCAGGGCGACCUUGGAGGACAGCAACACCCUGCAAACGUUCGCCGCUGCAGGCGGCACUGUGCUUGCCAACGCCUGCGGCCCAUGUAUCGGACAGUGGAAAAGGACGGACGGCGUGCAGAAAGGUGAAGAGAACGCCAUCCUCUGCUCUUACAACCGCAAUUUCCCCGGCCGGAAUGACGGCAACCCAAAAACCAUGAGCUUUCUCGCCUCACCAGAACUCGUCACAGCCAUGUCAUACUCUGGCUCUACGAGUUUCAAUCCCAUCACCGACUCCAUUCCCUUGCCUUCCGGCGAAGCCUUCAGAUUCGAGCCUCCAAAAGGGAACGCUCUUCCCGGCUCCGGCUUCUCGAUCGGCAACCCGGACUUCCUCCCCACCUCAGCAAAACCAGACUCGAGCAUGCAAGUCGUCGUCGACCCCGAAUCCGACCGCCUCGCCAUCCUCGAGCCCUUUGAGCCGUACGGCGAAGGGGAGCUUAAAGACCUGAGAGUCCUCUACAAAGUUAAAGGGCAAUGCACCACCGACACCAUCUCCGCUGCUGGGCCCUGGCUCAAGUAUAAAGGGCAUCUACCCAACAUCGCCGAGAACACACUGAUCGGUGCCAUCAACGCCGAGACCGGCGAGACGAAUGUCGCUUAUGACAGUGAUGGAAGCAAAUCCUCCAUCCCGGACCUCGCCAAGAAGUGGAAAUCACAGAACCAAUCCUGGCUCGUAGUCGCAGAGGACAAUUACGGCGAGGGCUCCGCCCGAGAACACGCUGCAUUGCAGCCGCGGUAUCUCGGAGGGAAGGUCAUCUUGUCGAAGAGCUUUGCGCGCAUUCAUGAGACGAAUCUGAAGAAGCAAGGCGUGGUGCCUUUGACUUUUGCUGAUAAGGCGGAUUAUGAUCGGAUUAGUGCGAAUGAUAGUGUGGAGACUGUGGGAUUGUAUGAUGUGUUGCAGAGUGGUGGGCAAGGGGAGGUAAGGCUGAAGGUGAGGAAGGCGAAGAGGUGGGGGGGAGUUUGA